Messenger RNA from Lynx canadensis (Canada lynx), 3006 nucleotides. RefSeq names its product abhydrolase domain containing 13 (gene ABHD13). Gene Ontology annotation, cellular component: membrane. The record is from RefSeq and is a predicted model, not a curated record. The transcript has 2 exons. NCBI's taxonomy places the organism in Eukaryota, Metazoa, Chordata, Mammalia, Carnivora, Felidae. The coding region runs from base 269 to 1282 and encodes 337 amino acids. Gene Ontology annotation, molecular function: palmitoyl-(protein) hydrolase activity.
GAAGGCGGAGAGGGGAGCAGGUGAUGUGGGAGCCGGCGGGGACAUUUGCCGGCGACACCGAGCGUGGGCCGGAAGUGGAGGAGCCGCGAGCGGCGCCGCAAGAGCUCCGGGCUAGACCGUGGCGACGGCGGCGGCCCCUCGGCUGGAGGAGGACGAUGAGGAGCGACGGAAGCGGCGCGGGGGGACGCUGCCGCGCGGCAACGGGUUCCGUGUCCGCGGCCCACUGCGCAGCCUGCGAGCAGGUCUAAGAUACUUACGGAGAGCUACAAUGGAAAAAUCCUGGAUGCUGUGGAACUUUGUUGAAAGAUGGCUAAUAGCUUUGGCUUCGUGGUCUUGGGCCCUUUGCCGUAUUUCUCUUUUACCUUUAAUAGUGACUUUUCAUCUGUAUGGAGGCAUUAUCUUACUUUUGUUAAUAUUCGUGUCAAUAGCAGGUAUUCUGUAUAAAUUCCAGGAUGUAUUGCUUUAUUUUCCGGAGCAGCCAUCUUCUUCACGCCUUUAUGUUCCCAUGCCCACUGGUAUUCCACAUGAAAACAUUUUCAUCAGAACCAAAGAUGGAGUGCGUCUGAACCUUAUUUUGAUAAGAUACACUGGAGACAAUUCGCCCUAUUCCCCGACUAUAAUUUAUUUUCAUGGGAAUGCAGGCAACAUAGGUCACAGGUUACCAAAUGCAUUGCUUAUGUUGGUUAACCUCAAAGUUAAUCUUUUGCUUGUUGAUUAUCGAGGAUACGGAAAAAGCGAAGGAGAAGCGAGUGAAGAGGGACUCUACCUGGAUUCUGAAGCUGUGCUAGAUUACGUGAUGACUAGACCUGACCUUGACAAAACAAAAAUUUUUCUUUUUGGCCGUUCCUUGGGAGGAGCGGUGGCUAUCCAUCUGGCUUCUGAAAAUUCACAUCGGAUUUCGGCCAUUAUGGUGGAGAACACGUUUUUAAGCAUACCGCAUAUGGCCAGCACUUUAUUUUCAUUCUUCCCAAUGCGUUACCUUCCUUUAUGGUGCUACAAAAACAAAUUCUUAUCCUACAGAAAAAUCGCUCAGUGCAGAAUGCCUUCUCUUUUCAUCUCUGGGCUCUCUGACCAGUUAAUUCCACCAGUAAUGAUGAAGCAACUCUAUGAACUGUCCCCGUCUCGGACUAAGAGAUUAGCCAUUUUUCCCGAUGGGACUCAUAAUGAUACGUGGCAGUGCCAGGGCUACUUUACUGCCCUGGAACACUUCAUCCGAGAAGCAAUAAAAAGCCGUUCUCCCGAAGACAUGGCACAGACCUCACCCAACGUCACGAUUAUAUGAUGCUCUUCUGUUUCAUUAACGCACUGUAUUUUAAUUUGCGCGGAACGAUAAAGAAUGUUCCUUUCUACAAGUGUGUUAUGUCUGUACUUGUCUGAAGAGUGACAUUAAACCCUGAAAGGACUUCAGUGCUCCUUUGAGACGAUCCAAAUAGUUUUUGACAUGUGAAGAACUGUAAUUCUUGGGAUUAUUUCAUAGUUUUCAUCAAACCUUUCAAUGUGGUCAUGUAUCCGUAUCUUUCGUUUAAUAUGCCAGUAUAAUAGCAUAUUGUAUUCAAACGUUUCUUGUUGCCAAAAUGGUGUGCUUCGCGUGGCACUUGGAUCCGUGGCUGGGUGUGGAAGGAGAUCUGCCAACGAGAAACCUUUGAGUAUUAUUCCUUUAGUAAGUACCAGGACAAUCAUGGCAAGCAAACUUAGUUCUGUAACUGCAUUCUUCACCUUAAAAGUUAAAAUGAAAUGCAUGAUGGUAUUUUAGUCCUUGAAUUAUGCAAUGCAUCGUUUUUACUGUAAAUAGCACUGGUCAUUGACCGAUGUAUACGGUAACCUGGGUUAUAUCUAUUUUGAUGUAAACUCUAUUUUGUUUUCGGCGAGAAGUGAAAUCGAGGCCUGUGUGCCGGCUGCCAUUGCAUUUUGCUCUGGUGAAUGCUGAGAUCCAGCUUUUUCUUACAAGUAAAUGGGACCCCAUUUUCCAAUAUAAAUGUACCGUGUUUUGUUAGGUACAGUCUGGAUCAUAGCAUGUAAAAAUAGAAAUUUAGAAUUUUACUGCAGCUUUGAUGUGCACAUUUGAACUUUUUAACAUUUGUAAUUUUGGUGGCAAAGAGAAUUUUAGCUUCUGUCGAUUUUGUAAGUCUACAGCUCAACCACUAAUAGCGAUCAUAAUGACAAUUAGAACUUGUUUAAGAAAUAAAUUGGCGAGGCUUAUCAUUACAUGAUUGUACAGACUAUUUUACAGAAAUUCCCACACUUGAGUUUUAAGUCCAGUAUCUAGAUAUAUCUAGCCCACAACAGCCAAGAUAUCAUUUAUUGGACUUUCUGAAAAUAAAAGUUACAAAAUCAAAAGCAAAAAACCUGUUCUUUGGUUUAAUGUUUCAGUUGUUCUUAUAUAGAGCAUUAAAAGACAGUUUCAGGAAGUUUUCUUUCUUUUUCUCCUCCACAUAGGAGUGUGGGAAUGAAGGAACUCAAGAAGUUUUUCUUACAGAACCUAUUACCACAUUUAACAAUUGCGUGGCUAGAAGUGAGAAGUAGUAUUUAGACUUAGAGAAGAGUAAGAAAAAAAAAAGAGCCCCGUAAAACUUGCAGAACAUACCUUAAAAAAUAUAAGCUAUGGGGUAUAAUUGUGCUACGUUGUUUCAGGCUGUCCUCAAAAAUUAGAUGUAAUUGAGCUCUGUACAUUAUGUCAGCUUUAACAUAGAAUAUUUUGAAUAUUUAGCUAUAUUUAUUGGCUUUGUGCAAGCGGCUAGAGCAGAGAAAUCAUGGGUCAAUAUUCUUGACCUUAAUUUUAGAAUCUUUCCAUGGAGAUAGGGCUAGAGAUACUUUUGCCAAAUAACAUUCUUAUUCACUUUAUGUCAGUAUUUAGAAAAAAAUUCUAGCAAGUAUGAUUUCCUGUUUUUCUAUAAAUUAUUGUUUAAAAGUCAUGCUUUAAAAAAAAAGUUGGUAAUGCAUAUCAUGGAAGGCGUAUUAUUAUGUAUAAAUUCACCACAAUUAAAGGAUACUUUUCAUCUUAUUGGU